UUGCGUUUAUUCUGCAUUGUCACACCUAACGCUCAAGAUUCCCAAAGCGGAGCAAGAAAAAAAGAACACUUUCAAUCUGAAUUAUUUUAUAUAUUUUUUUUUGGAAAUUUCAAUAGACAAAAAAAGUACCACAAUACUUAGUAAAAAAGUACAUUUAUAGUAAAAAAGUACAGUUACAGUGAAAAGUGCUGAAAAGAGAAGAAAUAACCUUGAGAAAUAAGAAUUUGAAAAUUUCUUUAAAAGAACUUGAAUUACUUGAAAAGGAAUUGAAUUUUUAAGAGUACAUGAUGUCCACAACGUGCGGCUGCUCAAUCGUCCAGUGGGGCAUUGCCAUUGUGUUGCUGUCAGUCGCUGCCGGGCCAGGAUAUGCCAUGCCACGUACUGGGCUGCCAACGCAGUUGUUGUUCAGCGAACUGCUUGGAGCGGGUAAUGAGGACAACACCUAUUAUGGCGAGCAACUGAAGUAUCAGCACCAGCAACAGCAGGAACAGAAACAGCAACGACUGCAUUCGUUUGCCAGGAAAUGGCCUUCGCUGAGGGAUCUCCUGCUGACCGCUGACUACGAGGACCUUGCCGUGCCACAGGACAGCAAUGAGCGAGAAGUGGUCACCAGUUCCCGUCUCCUGGCGCGUCUGCACAAGCUCAGCGAGAAUGGAGGCGGCGAGGAGUUGCGCUACAACCUGGUCAACGACUUAACUGAAAUGCCCUCCAAGAAGGUGGUGUCCAGUCCUUCUCUCAAGGAGCACAACACCAAAAAGAAUGUGCAAUUUCGUAAACAAUACAUGUCGCCGUGCCACUUUAAGAUCUGCAACAUGGGCCGCAAACGCAAUGCCGGUUCCUAUGUACCCUACUGAAGCGAUCUGAAGAGCAGAACCCCCCCAAAAAAAAACUGAAAAGUAAACCCCAUCUCCACCCUAAAAAAAACAAAAAUGGAAAAACCAAAAGCAGCCAAAGUAAAAUAAAAGCAGAAAAAUUAACAGAAUUUGCAUUAUCACAGAUUUGUGGAACGCGUUCAAAUGCCAAGUAUUGUCUAUUGAUUUAGUUUGAGAAUUAGUAAUUAUGAUUAUAAUGUAUUUUUAACAAAUGUCUCGACAUUAACACAAACAAACACACACACAAACACACACACACAGACACACAUUACACAACUCCAAAACACCUCUCCUUAGCGAUUGUGUCUCUCUUUCCCCCAUCCCAUAUGAACACUUACAAAGUAUUUCCAUAUUAGUUAUAUGAAUAUUAUCUAUGAAUUUUUUUGUAUUCGAAAUACAUUCAAUUAUAAUAACCAACAAAAUGUUGUUAGAUAUUAAGCAAAAACCUAUAUAUUACAAAAUAUUUAUUGAAAACAAACAAAAAAACAACAAAGAAAAACAAAAAUGAAUGAUAUAUUAUAUUGCCAAGUUUCCUGAAUAAAUAAAUGUUAUAUUAUUAUGGUAUUCAAAGACCCGAAAGGGGUCGCCCAAAAUAUUAUCGGAA
Messenger RNA from Drosophila miranda, 1476 nucleotides. RefSeq lists its product as uncharacterized. NCBI's taxonomy places the organism in Eukaryota, Metazoa, Arthropoda, Insecta, Diptera, Drosophilidae. The transcript has 5 exons. The coding region runs from base 285 to 854 and encodes 189 amino acids. The record is from RefSeq and is a predicted model, not a curated record.